ACGCAGAUGAUCCCUUGUGCGCGACAGGAGCAUCAUCUGCACAAUGAUCAGCACGCGAUCAAAUACCAAAUGAGACCUAAAAUCCGAAAUACCUAAAACCGUGGAGGAAAAACAUUAGGAUAAGAGACUAUUGCAUGAAUGAUUAAUUUACCAAUGCAUUGGUAAUGCAUUGCAUAGGGAAGACAAAGAAAUGCAUGUGCAAAUAGGCGUGACAGUGUGCUUGCAUUGAUUUGCUCAAUGUAAAUGCAUCUCAUUUACAGCAAAAUCAUGCGUGUAAACAUGAGUUCUGGUAUGCAAGAACAUGAACAAAGCGCGAGACUAAAGCACUUCCUGUCGGAGCUUGCAAUACUGGGUUCUUUACAGGGCUUCCGAUAUUUCCAGCCCUGGCUAAGAGGGAGAGAGGAACUUCUGCUGACUGUGGUCAAUGAUGACUUGAGAUGGUGUUCCCCGGGGUUCCCUGUGUCUGUGGCCUCCACCUUUACCAGCUCAACCUGCAGUAGUAGUUACAGUCUGGACAGCGACUAUGCUAGCUCGCCUUUGGCAGGAGAAGGACCACUUCUACAAUACAAACUACAGACACCAGACGGCACACAGACACAAACUCCCAGCAGGAAUGUUGAUUCUCAUCUUCUCCCAGCUUCACCCAGUGAGAGAGAGAUCGCUGUUCCUGAAAUGAAUUGCACCCUGUUCCUGUUAGCCGGCUAUGUCAAGUAUGGGCAACCUUAUGUCUGGAUUCGAUCCAAUCAUGAGCGCCUAGUAAACGUCGGAGGAACUGAUACUCUAGUCAAAGAUACACCAAUGAAGCUGAAGUCCAUCACAGACUGGGUUUCAACUUCCCAAGGAGCUCAUGUAUGGGAUGUAGUGAAUGAGUUGGUGGGACUGUGCACCAUGCCGCCUCCCGACAACCCCUUCUCUUUGGACAUGCGCUACCUCCAAACCCUGUCCCUCCCAGAGCGCUUCCUGGUCACUGGGGCCCUCCUGAAUUUCCUGGAGAUGAUCGUGGUUCAGGGAAGCCGAAAGGAACCGUUCUAUGAUCUGGUUGUGGAAGAGUUGAAGCCGCUGAGACGACUUCAUUUCCAAAGCCUCUCUGAGGUCCAAAGGUUUCAAGGAAGCGACAGGACUCAAAGUCCUUUAUUCAGCGAAUGAAACGGAUACUUCAAAGAAAUCCAAGGGUUCACCAUUUUUACUAUUUGUCCUAGAGCUCUUAGAAUAAAAAAAAAAUCACAAUCUGAACCAUGAACUAACAUGUUUUGUUAUUUAUUUAUGUUUUUAUAUAAAAGAUCAUUAAUUUAUGUACAAACAGAUGUUUAAUAAUGCCAGCUUUAGCCCUGUGACUGUAAGAUUGUAAAUGUCAGCCAUGUUUUUGUGAACCACGUAUGUUUUUGAAAAGUUACUAAAUCAGACGAGACUAUUUUAAUCCCCUGCCAUUAAAAGAUUUGCACCCCUUGA
Carassius gibelio (silver crucian carp) is the source of this 1449-nucleotide messenger RNA. RefSeq lists its product as uncharacterized. Bases 244 to 1146 code for a protein of 300 amino acids. NCBI's taxonomy places the organism in Eukaryota, Metazoa, Chordata, Actinopteri, Cypriniformes, Cyprinidae. The record is from RefSeq and is a predicted model, not a curated record. The transcript has 8 exons.